Messenger RNA from Closterium sp. NIES-65, 699 nucleotides. Lineage: Eukaryota; Viridiplantae; Streptophyta; Zygnematophyceae; Desmidiales; Closteriaceae. The record is from the annotation of a GenBank genome assembly.
AUGGCUACCCCCAGUGUCCUUACUUUUCAUGCUGAGGGCCGUGCCGUUGACUUUGAGGUCUGGGUCGAUGACCUCCAGCUGUUCCUCCACUACGAUAGGGCAGACGGCCUCUCUCUGUUCGACCUCACCUCUGGUGCCUCCCCUGCUCCGCUUGCUACUGCUGACAGCACUGUUCGCUCACAGUGGGCGACACGCGAUGCUGCUGCCCAUCUUGCUGUGCGUCGCCACUUACCGACCACUGAGCGUGCACACUUUAGCCACUACAAGAGUGCUCAGACCUUGUACGACGUUGUAGUUGCGCGCUACUCUUCCCCUGCCACUGCUGCAGUGAUCCGCCUCAUGCUACUUCGGUCGGCGCUGCGUCUGCCCCUAGCGGGAGACGCCGCACCGGCAAGGGAAAGGGGGGCAAGGGCGCUGGAGGGGCUGGCGGGGGCGGUGGAGGUGGUGGUGGAGGCAGUGGAGGGGGUGGGGGUGGUGGUGGGAGUGGUGGCAGGGGUGGCAGCGGCGGUGGCAGCAGUGGAGGCGGAGGAGGCGGCGGUGGUGGCGGAGGGAGCAGAGGCGACGGAGGUGGCGGAGGAGGCGGAGGUGGAGGAGGCGGCGGAGGCGGCGGCGGCGGCGGCGGUGGUGGAGCGGGUCGCGACUCUGCGCAGAGGAGUGGGUCAGGUGGUGGUCCGCGCCAGCAGCAGCGGAGUGGUGUGA